UUUUGAACUCUCUCUUUCGAGAAGGAUGGAUCGAAAAAGUCUUCUGCAGACAUUUGCGCUGUCGUACCUCCUGUUCUUUCAGGUUGUGAUCGGCACAGAUGAACCAAGCGAAAGUGAGAUGAGGAAGAAGUGCUGUCCAGUAAUAGCAGGCCCAGCAGGUCGAGAUGGAUUACCGGGACGAGAUGGAGCACCAGGACGGGAUGGACUACCGGGACGGGAUGGUGCACCUGGACCCAAGGGGGACGUGGGACCACCAGGGCCAGAGGGAAUCCAAGGAGAGCCUGGGACCCAAAGGAGAUGGAAACAGUGUUCUUGGAACCACAUCAAUUCUGACACUGAUAAUGGACGAGUUCUGGAAUGCCCGUUUACCAAGGCUGCCUCAAACACAUCCCUCCGGGUUGUUUACAUGGGCAACCUUCACAUCUACGAUUGCACAAAGUGUUGCAUGAGAUGGUUUUUGACUUUCAACGACAUCGAAUGCAUGGCUCCCGCUGCUAUUGAUGCUGUUGUGUACCAGAGUGUCGACCUAAAUAUUCCUCGCCCCGCCAACAUAGAAGGCUACUGCACAGGAAUCGCCAAAGGCCUGGUGCGUGUUGGCUUGCACGUCGGUCAGUGCCAUGGUUUCGGUAUUUCCAACGCCCACACCGGCUGGAAUUCAGUAAGCAAGAUCAUUAUUGAGGAGAUUGAGCCCCCUUGGGACGCAAGGUAUUUUGAACUCUCUCUCUCAAGAAGGAUGGAUCGGAAAAAACUUUUGCAGACAUUUGCGCUGUCGUACCUCCUUUUUUUUCAGCUUGUGAUCGGCACAGAUGAACUAAAGGAAAGAGAGAUAAGGGAAAAAGGCUGUCCAGUAAAAGCAGGCCCAGCAGGUCGAGAUGGAUUACCGGGACGAGAUGGAGCACCAGGACGGGAUGGACUGCCGGGACGGGAUGGUGCACCUGGACCCAAGGGGGAAGUGGGACCACCAGGGCCAGCGGGAAUCCAAGGAGAGCCUGGGACCCAAAGGAGAUGGAAACAGUGUUUUUGGAACCACAUCAAUUCUGAGACUGAUAAUGGAAAAGUUCUGGAAUGUCCGUUCACCAAGGCUGCCCCAAACACAUACCUCCGUGUUGUUUACAUAGGCAACCUUCGCAUCGCCGGUUGCACAAACUGUUGCAUGAGAUGGUUUUUAACCUUCAACGACAUCGAAUGCAAGGCUCCCGCUGCUAUUGAUGCUGUUGUCUACCAGAAUGUCGACCUGAAUAUCCAUCGCCCCGCCAACGUAGAGGGCUACUGCACAGGAAUCGGCAAAGGCCUCGUGCGUGUUGGCCUGCACGUCGGUCAGUGCCAUGGUUUUGGUAUUUUCAACGCUUACACCGGCUGGAAUUCAGUAAGCAGGAUCGUUAUUGAAGAGAUUGAGCCUCCUGUUGCUUAAAUAGGCAGCAGUGCUCUUUCCACCCGCUAGUUCUUGAUUUAUCAUAGGGGCAGUCGAAUGUUGAAUUGUAACUGCCGGGUAGUUAGGCUCACUGUGUUAAGGGUGUCU
This is a messenger RNA of Pocillopora verrucosa, 1519 nucleotides long. The record is from RefSeq and is a predicted model, not a curated record. NCBI's taxonomy places the organism in Eukaryota, Metazoa, Cnidaria, Anthozoa, Scleractinia, Pocilloporidae.